AUGUACAAAAGGAUGCUCUACCAUAUAGGCAAAUCCAGUGCUGCCUCACUCGUCCCUCUGUCCGAGUUGAUAGGGCUUUAUAAAGUGGGCGCGAGCGCUCUUAAGCUCGUUGACUCUUCACGCACCGAUACCUUCGCACCCACUGUUCAGCCAAGGAAGCUGGCCAUCUCUCUCUUCUACCUUACCGAGGAUAUCGAAGACUGCAGCCUGGCCUUGCAAUUUCAACCUCUGACAGCUCCGCUCUUGCACCCACCGCCACCUCUUCUAAUCUUCGGCCCUGGCCUCGGCAAUGCUAGGACCUUCUACUCUGCCGAGCUGGAAGAGAUAUCGAGCCAUGGAUGGAACAUUGUGUCUAUUGAUCACCCCCAUGAUGCUAGAACAGUCGAAUUGCCUGACGGCCAUGCCGUUUUCGCGAACGAACCCAUUAUUUCGAACGACACGGUCGGGGCUUUUGGACACUCUUUUGGUGGCGCAACUGCACUCCAGCUGUUAUUGAAUGACACACGAUUUGCCGUCGGCGCAAACUUUUACGGGAUCUUGUUCGGCUCCGCCAUUGAAGAGGGCACGGGCUUCCCAUUUGACGAGACUUGGCCCACGGCUUCGGCAAAUCUCCGUGGCUUCAAUAGACAGUAUGCUAUGAACGACACAGAACACGGCGUGUUCACCGACUUCCCGACCUCUCCUUAA
Messenger RNA from Xylaria bambusicola, 687 nucleotides. RefSeq lists its product as uncharacterized. The record is from RefSeq and is a predicted model, not a curated record. Lineage: Eukaryota; Fungi; Ascomycota; Sordariomycetes; Xylariales; Xylariaceae. The transcript is spliced from 5 exons. Gene Ontology annotation, molecular function: 1-alkyl-2-acetylglycerophosphocholine esterase activity. The coding region runs from base 1 to 687 and encodes 228 amino acids.